AAAGCCGUGCACAAAGCCCUCUCUUUGCUUCCCAGGGAAAAUCUGAACAUGUUUUUGUAGGUUUUAUAAAGAAGAGAAGGUUGUCUCCGUUCGAAUAUCCAUUUCGUUUGUGUGUUGGCACAUUGUCUUGGAACAAAACCACUUUCAAAGUUCUUUACUUCCCUGUGGAUUUUCUCAUCAGUUAGUGGGUUUUGCUUUUGGAUUCAAUUGGGUGCCUUUUCUGAGCUGAUGGGUCCUGUAAGAGGGUCAAAGAAGAAAAGGAAGACGGAGAAGAAACCUGACGAAAAUGCUUCUGCCUCUUCAGAAAUGGAAGGGUCUGUUGAUUGGUGGGAUGGACUUUCCAGGAGGAUGAAUGGCCUUCAAUCUCCAUCUAAAGGUCUUGAUAAGUUCAAAUCAGUUUUCAGAAUUUCCAGGAAAACUUUCAGCUACAUAUGUUCGCUUGUGAAGGAAGACAUGACGGCUAAGCCAGGAAGUUUCACAUUUUCGAAUGGAAAACCUUUGUCUUUCGAGGAUCAAGUAGCUGUAGCUUUGAGAAGGCUAAGUUCUGGUGAAUCACUAGUGACAGUUGGUGAUUCGUUCGGGCUACAUCGCUCUACUGUCUCGCAGUUGACAUGGCGCUUUGUUGAGGCCAUGGAAGAAAGGGGUCUUCAUCACCUGCAAUGGCCUUCCACCGAUGCAGAAAUGAUGGAGAUAAAGUCCAAAUUCGAAAAGAUUCAAGGACUUCCUAACUGCUGCGGUGUCAUAGAAACUACACAUGUUACAAUGUGUUUGCCUUCUGCUGACCCUGCAAGUAAGGUGUGGCUCGAUCAUGAGAAGAAUCACAGCAUGGUCCUGCAGGCGAUUGUUGACCCUGAAAUGAGGUUCAGGGACAUCGUCACCGGUUGGCCAGGUAAAAUCGAUGACUGGUUGAUGUUUCAGAGUUCGAAUUUCAAUAAACUAUGUGUCAAAGGAGAGAGAUUGAAUGGAGAAAAGUUUGAGGUCUGUAAGGGAUCAGAAAUAAGGGAAUACAUAAUUGGAGACUUAGGCUAUCCUUUGUUACCGUAUCUUGUUAUACCUUACAAGGGGAAAGAACUACCAGAAACUAGUGUGGAGUUCAAUAAAAGGCAUUCGGCGACUCGGCUGGUCGCUAGCAGGGCAUUGGCAAGGCUGAAAGAAAUGUGGAAGAUCAUCCAAGGGGUGAUGUGGAGACCUGACAAACAUAAGUUGCCAAGGAUCAUCCUGGUUUGCUGCUUGCUUCACAACAUAAUUGUUGACUUGGAAGAUGAUGAUGCGCUGGACGAAAUGCCUUUGUCUUAUGACCAUGAUCCGGGUUAUCGACAGCGGAUUUGCGGAUCUUUUGACGUUGAUGGUGUCCACCUGAGAGAUAAACUUUCUCUCUACUUGACUGGGAAAAUGUCACCUUAAUUUCUGAUUCUUGGCAUAGAAAAGGAUUACAAUAGGAUAUUUGGCAGACGAUCAUUUCAUUGAAGUUGGUUUUCUCUUGUUUGUUUGAUUUAAAAUUGUACAAGUUAACACAACAUAAUAUCAGUGCAUUUUUCAAGCAUGCUCCCCAAAGUAUAAAG
Messenger RNA from Hibiscus syriacus, 1562 nucleotides. Its product is annotated as protein ALP1-like. The transcript has 3 exons. The coding region runs from base 229 to 1404 and encodes 391 amino acids. The record is from RefSeq and is a predicted model, not a curated record. NCBI's taxonomy places the organism in Eukaryota, Viridiplantae, Streptophyta, Magnoliopsida, Malvales, Malvaceae.